This is a messenger RNA of Pelmatolapia mariae (spotted tilapia), 1298 nucleotides long. Its product is annotated as extracellular superoxide dismutase [Cu-Zn]-like. Bases 113 to 760 code for a protein of 215 amino acids. The record is from RefSeq and is a predicted model, not a curated record. NCBI's taxonomy places the organism in Eukaryota, Metazoa, Chordata, Actinopteri, Cichliformes, Cichlidae. Gene Ontology annotation, biological process: superoxide metabolic process. Gene Ontology annotation, molecular function: copper ion binding. The transcript has 2 exons.
UACAACAUUGUUUGGAAACGCUUUGCAUCCUCACCCUGCAGACUGCAGCGCUCGGCUUGUGAAAACCAUUACGUUUAAUUUACAGCCUUUUCUGCGCCUUUUACAGGUGACCAUGCAUCGAUACGCGUCAGUGGGUAUACUGGAAGCUGCUUUGUUGGUUUUGCUGGCAGGCUGUCAACAAUGUGUCUUAGCAUCCAGCGACACAUUGGCUCCAGAGGUCUUGCAGAACAACGGCACCCUGUAUGCAGUCUGCAAGGUGAGACCCAGCACCUCUCUCCCGGAGGACCUGCCCAAAGUGUACGGCCAUGUGCUGUUCAAGCAGGAUCAUCCUCAGGAGAAAGUCAAGGUCCUUCUCCGAUUUAGUGGCUUCCCCAGAGACGGCAGUCCGGAGCCCAGAGCGGUGCACAUCCAUCAGUAUGGAGACCUGAGCCGGGGAUGUGACUCCACCGGUGGCCACUACAAUCCAUAUGGUGUAAAUCACCCUAACCACCCUGGAGACUUUGGAAACUUUGAGCCCCAGCAAGGGAAGAUUAAUACAAUGCUAGAAUCUGAUGCAACACUGUUUGGAAGCCUGUCUGUGUUUGGGAGAGCAGUGGUGAUUCAUGAAAAGAUAGACGACUUAGGGCGUGGUGGAGACGCUGGGAGCCUGCUGCAUGGAAACGCAGGCCGAAGGCUCGCAUGCUGCAUUAUUGGGGUUUCGUCCCCCAAUCUCUGGAAUAUGAACUUUAAGCAGUACUCCAGGCGGCUGAGGAGGAAUUAACCUACAGUAGUGUAGGUACUUCCAGUUUGAUACCAAGAAAAAAAUAAUGAGGUGGUUAAACCCACAUCCUGCCAAAAUGCAUAGUAGCUUCUUAGAAGUAUUAGAAACAUGCUUUAAUAAUUGUUCAAGAGUUUUCUUACUACAAAUUAGCAUAAUUAUGGUGUUCAAUAUUAGUAAUGGUACAGUUGGUUGGUUGGAGUAUCAACAAACCAAAUAUAUGAUUGGACUGCUUUUCCUUUCACUCCAUCAGCAGAUUCUCUCUCAGCUUAUCCUGGUCCUUAAGUUGUGACCAAAAUUAUUGAAAUAAAUUUCAGUACCAUCAGCCUCAGCUGUGCUGUCUUUGUAGCUUGAAGUUAGUUAGUCGUCUUGUGUAAAAAUAAAUAAAUACAGAAUACAUACAAAUGCAUACAAAUACAAUGGUUUUUAAAGUCAAAAGCAAAAAGUAAUUUACACAAAUUUUCUAAUAAAAAAAUAAGAUCAAGAUGUCAGUGUGUUAUAUUUCAGGAGGAGCUUCGAGAAAUGACUCUUGUAAUUAUCA